This is a messenger RNA of Pipistrellus nathusii (Nathusius's pipistrelle), 1038 nucleotides long. The record is from the annotation of a GenBank genome assembly. Lineage: Eukaryota; Metazoa; Chordata; Mammalia; Chiroptera; Vespertilionidae.
AUGCGCGCCCUGGUAACUGUUGUCACCCUCCUGCUCUGGGGGCAGUUUUUUGCAGUGGACACUGUCGAUGAGAGCACAGACGACGGCUGCCCAAAGGCCCCUGAGAUUGCAAAUGGCUACGUGGAGCACUCGGUUCGCUACCAUUGUAAGAGCAACUACUACAGACUGCGCACCGAGGGAGAUGGAGUGUACACCUUAAACAGCGAGAAGAAGUGGACAAACAAGGCCACUGGAGAGAAGCUUCCUGAAUGCGAAGCAGUGUGCGGAAAGCCCAAGAACCCAGUGGAUCAGGUCCAGCGGAUCCUGGGUGGCUCGGUGGAUGCCAAAGACAGCUUUCCCUGGCAGGCCAAGAUGAUUUCGCAUCAUAACCUCACCUCGGGGGCCACACUCAUCGGUGAACAGUGGCUGCUGACCACGGCUAAGAACCUCUUCCUGGGCCAUACGAAAGAUGCUAAAGCAAAAGACAUCGCCCCUACUUUAAAACUCUAUGUGGGGAAGCGGCAGCGUGUGGAGGUUGAGACGGUGAUUCUCCACCCUAACUACCUCGAGGUCGACAUCGGGCUCAUCAAGCUCAAGCAGAAGGUGCCCGUUAACGAGAAAGUAAUGCCCAUCUGCCUACCUUCCAAAGAUUACGCGCAAGUGAAUCGUAUGGGCUAUGUGUCUGGCUGGGGGCGGAACUCCAACUUCAGCUUCACCCAGCUCCUGAAGUACGUCAUGCUGCCCGUGGCCGACCAGGACAGCUGUGUGCGGCACUACGAGAACAGCACGGUGCCGGAGAAGAAGAAGCCCAAGAGCCCGGUGGGCGUGCAGCCCAUCCUGAACGAGCACACCUUCUGCGUCGGCCUGUCCAAGUACGAGGAAGACACGUGCUUUGGGGAUGCGGGCAGCGCCUUCGCUGUCCACGACACGGAUGACGACACGUGGUAUGCGGCGGGGAUCCUGAGCUUUGACAAGAGCUGUAGCGUGGCCGAGUAUGGCGUGUACGUGAGGGUGCUCUCCAUCCUGGACUGGGUUCGGAAAACCAUGGCCGACAACUAG